CUUCAGAACAUUCUAAACUAACGCUCACGUCAUGUUGUACUGAUCAAACGGAAAGCCUUUUCUGAACGCGUUUUAACCCUCGAGCUCUCAAUCGCUCUUCCGUGCACACAUUUGGGCAUGACGGUCUCAGGUUUGCUGAGGUGAAGCUGCGAUGUCUGCGUUAAAGAGUCUGGUGCCUGCGCGCUUCCUCACGCUCGUCGCUCACCUGGUCAUCGUCAUCACCAUCUUCUGGUCGCGGGACAAUAACAUCAAGUCAUGUCUGCCACUGGAAUUCACUGAAGAACAGUUCAAAACAGAAGAUACAAGGCUGCUCGUGGCUCUGUCUGUGACUCUGGGUCUGUUUGUGAUUGAACUGGCUGGGUUUCUCUCUGGAGUCUCCAUGUUCAACAGUAACCAGGCCGUGCUGUCUCUGCUCUCUCACUCCGGCGCCUGCGUCAGUCUGUCCUGCUUUGUUUUCCAGCAGUGGCCCUGCUGGACCUACUGGAUCAUGUUCAGCCUCUGCAGUGUGAUUCCAGCUCUCUUCGAGUUCAUUCUGCUCAUUUCACUGAAGUCAGUGUGAGCGGUUCUUCAGUCGAGGACUUGAGGACAUGAAGACCCCGCUGAAGAAAAACACUGAUUUCAGACAUUCAGCUGGAGAAAUGUAGAGAUCUCUCUUUUCUGUGUGUGUUUUUUUAAAUAAAAGAAUUAAACAUGAAAUUUCAAUGAAUUUGCAAGUCUGUGUUGUAUCAGUCUAAAGUGUGUAUUUUUAUGGACUUUUAUACAAGGGAUUUUAUGCAAAGCAGUUGUACACGUUUAUGAA
This is a messenger RNA of Sinocyclocheilus anshuiensis, 799 nucleotides long. RefSeq names its product transmembrane protein 107 (gene tmem107). Gene Ontology annotation, cellular component: MKS complex. The transcript has 6 exons. Bases 152 to 559 code for a protein of 135 amino acids. Gene Ontology annotation, biological process: non-motile cilium assembly; protein localization to ciliary transition zone. Lineage: Eukaryota; Metazoa; Chordata; Actinopteri; Cypriniformes; Cyprinidae. The record is from RefSeq and is a predicted model, not a curated record.